AUGGAUGGUGGAAUCCCACCAGAAGAUGGUUCAGAUCAGCAGGAACUAGGAGACCAAGGCCCAGAACUGGAACAAAAUACACGGAGCUUAAUCUCAUCAUGCCGGGGCUUACCAUUGGCUAUAAUUUUAGUCGCCAGUAUGUUGAGAAGCAGGACACUUGAUUUGGAAUCUGUGAAAGUCAGCCUUGGCAUGAUAAAUUCUUCUGGAAGAGGUCCCGAAUCUUUAAGUUACUACAGUUUGCCACUUGGUAUAAGCUCGAGUUUUCUUUAUUUGGGAAACUUCCCAAACAAUUCAGGGAUUCAGGUAGACAAAUUGUGUGAGCUUUGGAUUGCUGAAGGUCUGAUAUCAGCGUAUAGGGAAAGCGGAGAAACAACGAUGGACUUGGCAGGGCGAUAUUUUGAUGAACUGUUGGUAAGGAGCUUGGUAAUUCUGCAUGAAGAUGAAGUCUCAGAUGUAAAACUCAUGUCCUGCCACGUUCAUGAUCUAAUAAGAGAUUUCAGUGUAUCACUUGGAGAAGAGGAGGGAUUUUAUGAGGUCAUGGAAUCUUCCAUUAAUCAUCCACGAAUGAGGUCAUCUGCACAAAGGUGUGCUAUAUAUUUGAAUAGAUAUGACAACUUAGCUGAUGUUUGCCCCUCUGCUAACCUUCGGUCUCUUUUAAUCCUCAACUCUGACCAAUCAGGGCAAGAACAUACAUGGCGACAGGAAUUUUUUAAUUUCAAUAAUCAUAGAUGGCUAAGAGUUCUAGAUUUUGAUAAAGUAUGUUUUCAGGAUGGAAAGCUACCAGACGGAGUAAGCAAGUUAUUCUUCUUGAGAUACUUGAGUUUUCGAGGAAGUUACCUGGAGGAUUUGCCAUCAUUUGUUGGUGAAUUUUUAUACCUGGAAACCCUAGACCUGAGGGUUCGAAAUGAUUGUACAUUGACAAUUUCAAAUGUCAUUUGGAAGCUGAAACGACUAAGACAUCUAUACUUCCCUCUAGCAUUUCGAACUCCUGAUCAUUGUGGUAUGUUAAAACUGGAUGGCUUGAAUGAACUGGAGACACUAGAAGGUUUAGAUACAAAUGUUUGCAGUGCUGAGGACCUCAUAAAGCUGACCAACCUUCGGAGUCUAGCAGUAACUGUGGAAGGAAAGCUGAAGGACUUGGUGCAGAUAAUCAACUGCAUAAACAAUAACUCGAGCCACUUGAGCAGGACAUUGCUUGACAUAAAAAAUUUUGAUUGUUACUCUGAAGAGCGGGUGUCAUUCAUUCCAAGUUUGUUCAGCUGUGGUGUACUUAAAUCUUUGAGAAUGGAAGGGCAUAUGGGAAAAGUACCAGAGGUUAGUACAAUCUCUUCCAGCUUUACCGAGAUUGUGUUAAGCGGUUCUGAGUUUGAACGAGAUCCAAUGGAAACACUGGAGAAGCUUCCCAACCUAAGGAUCCUGGUCUUAGAAAUUGAGGCAUUCGUGGGAAAGAAUAUGAAUUGUUCUGCCCCAGGUUUUCCUGAGCUCAGGUGUUUAAAACUCUCCAAAUUGUACAGUUUAGAAGCAUGGGAGGUUGCCGAAGGAGCAAUGCAUAAGCUUUUUACUUUGGAAAUUUCGAAGUGCAGGAGAAUGGAAAUGCUUCCCGAGGGACUAAAGUAUGUCAGUUCUCUCAGAAAGCUGAAGAUUAGCAUGAUGCCAGAACAAUUUGUAGGCAGGCUACAUAAGGUAGAUGGAAUAGGUGGAGAAGAUCUUCACAAAAUCAACUCCAACUGUGCCAUAAAAUUUGGCAGUGAUGAUCGUUGGCUUUGA
This is a messenger RNA of Coffea arabica (coffee), 1767 nucleotides long. Its product is annotated as probable disease resistance RPP8-like protein 2. Gene Ontology annotation, molecular function: ADP binding. Lineage: Eukaryota; Viridiplantae; Streptophyta; Magnoliopsida; Gentianales; Rubiaceae. Gene Ontology annotation, biological process: defense response to other organism. The record is from RefSeq and is a predicted model, not a curated record.